This is a messenger RNA of Quercus lobata, 1479 nucleotides long. Its product is annotated as ankyrin repeat-containing protein ITN1-like. The record is from RefSeq and is a predicted model, not a curated record. Bases 1 to 1479 code for a protein of 492 amino acids. NCBI's taxonomy places the organism in Eukaryota, Viridiplantae, Streptophyta, Magnoliopsida, Fagales, Fagaceae. Gene Ontology annotation, cellular component: plasma membrane. Gene Ontology annotation, molecular function: protein binding. The transcript is spliced from 3 exons.
AUGGGGCUACUAAGGAAGCAAAAUCUGGAGCGGAAUACAGCACUGCAUGAGGCUAUAAGAUAUGAUCAUUACAACAUUGUGGAGUUACUAAUUCAGAAAGACCCAAGGUUGACUUCGAUUACAAAUAAUGCUGGGGAAUCCCCUCUCUUCCUAGCAGUGGAUCGAAGAUUUUAUAAAAUUGCUCUUCACAUCAUAGAUACGCCAGGGGAUCACCUCCCUUCCUAUAAGGGAAGGAAAAGAAAGAAUGUCUUGCAUGCAGCUGUCAUUAAUCGCGCCAAAACUGAUUUUGUGCGCAAGAUGUUGGAAAAAUUUCCAGAUGCAAGUUUGGAAGCGGAUGACUCUGGCAGGAUUCCUCUUCAUUAUGCUGUACAUAUUGGCAAUGACAAUGUAGACGUUGUCCAACUAUUUUUGCAAAGAAAUAAUUCCAUUGCUUACAAAAAGGACAAUGAAGGGAUGUGUGCUCUCCACAUUUCGGUUAAUGAAGGACAUGAUGGCUUAAUGAGAACACUCAUUGAAAAAUGUCCAGAUACUUGUGAAUUGUUGGACAACAAACAUAGGACAGUUCUUCAUCUUGCCGUGGAAAGUGGAAGGAUAAAUGCGGUGAAACUUUUCAUGGAGACAUUGGCUUUUCAUGAUCUCAUAAAUGAGCCAGAUAAAGAUGGAAACACGCCUUUGCAUCUUGCUGCUUUGCAUAUAGCUGGCUUCGAUGAGUAUUAUAAAAUAUUAGAGAUUCUUGCACAUGACAGGAGAAUUGACAAAUGGGCUAGGAACGAGGAAGGGAUGACCGCAGCUGACAUUAUUCAAUCAAACAACAAGCUUUCUAUGAAAUUUAAGAAAAAAAUUAUGGGUACGUGUAAUUUGGAAGGAGUAGAUGAUGGCCAGACUCCGAAAGAAGUGCAGACUCUCGAGAACAAAGGCCCGUCUAUGGCUACGGAUGACCAGGAGAACAGAGUAGAUGACGGCAAGACUCCGAAGGAAGUGCAGACUCUCGUGAACAAAGGCGCGUCUAUGGCUACAGAUGACCAGGAGAACAGAGUAGAUGACGACCAGACUCCGAAAGAAGUGCAGACUACCGAGAACAAAGGCGCGUCUAUGGCUACAGAUGACCAGGAGAACAUUUCCAAUUUCAGUUUAACGUCAAUAACAAUCAUUACAACUGUCACCUACGCAGCAGCCUUCCAACUGCCUGGCGGAUACGACAGUAAUACGGGCAUGCCAGUUUUAAGAAAUCACUCAGCCUGUUGGCUCUUUCUGUUUGCUAAUUCAUUCUCCUUUCUUUUCUCAGCCGUCGGAAUGUUCAUCCACUACUUUAAGAUUUCGAAACAAAGAAAAAAGACCAGACCAACAUCUGAAAUUUUGCUAGACUUUUUAACUUAUUUUUCCAUCUGCUUUAUGCUCUUUGCCUAUUUUGCGAGCAUGUGGGAAAUCAUGAUCGGAUGCGAAAAUCAAUCAGUGUUAAUUGCCCCUCCCCCAAAAUAA